CUGAUGUUUUUUUUAUUUAUUUAUUUUUUCAAGCUGUAGACACAUAGGCAGCAAACUUAAACGUCUAUUCCAUUCUGUUAACAUGUUCAGAUUUUGAAAAGACAUUUAUCAUCACAGUGAUGAAAAUACGGGAAAGGAGUGUGACUAAUUCUCUCAUAAUUCACACCCACUUUUUGUCCUGAACUUUAUCAAAUCUGCUGAUGAACAGUGUGAGGGGAGCGAUUCAUGUUCUUAUCUCAGAAAUGUUCUUACUUAAGCAAGUAACUUCUAAAUGAGCAACGUGUAACAUUUGAAUGAAAUGGUUUUUGUUUGGCAGAAACGGAAGAUAAAAUGAUUAUAGUUCAUUCUUAUUUUUGAAUAACCAACCACCUGAGUGUAUGAUUUGUUGUUUUUCGUUCCCCUAGAAUGAGCCUUUGACUGUAUAUUUAUAUCAGGAGGAUAUUUUGGACCACCGUGUUUUUACAGAAGCCCAAAAUGGAGAAACUAAAGGUCUUUUUUGGAGAAGAGUGAGGCAUGUCAGCAGCUGCGCGGAAACAUCGAUCGUCCACGCUCGCCCGCCAAGCCUUGACGCUUCCGCUCCUCGUGCUCGGUCUCGAUUGCUCUGGCCUCGAUGGAUUCCAGCGUUUUUUCUUUAAGGAACUGUCUUGAGUGAGGCGGUUGUCAACAGGCUGAGCGACAGAAGGAGCAGCUCGAACUACUUGGUACGUGGAAGUGAGCACGCUUCAACGACACCGCACGCUCUCGCUUGACGGGGAAAAAAGCCUCUCGCUCGGGUUCGGGUGUUCGGGGGUUCGGGUGUUCGGGGGUUUUGUUCGGCGUGUCCAGACGAACAUGAAGUCCUGCCCGCACGAAGCUGCCUGAACAACAUGCACAUGUGAAACUUGACUCUUCAGUAAGCAGAUGCGACUCCCAGGCUGGAUUGAAUGGCACUGAGGAUACAAGACUGCCACUCCGUGGGAGCACUGCAAUGACCAGCCGGCGUCCUAGCCAUGCAGACAGCGCUCACUCCAAACAGCCACCUGCCGUGGCCCCCAAGCUCCAUGUACAGCGAUCACUAUCAAAGGAGAACAUCACCAUCCACUUCUCUGCUUUUGGGAAGGAGGAAGAGGAGGAGGAGGAAGAGCUAUACAUUACAACUGUCUCCACUACCUCAGCUGCUCAGGAUGACUCAAGUGUUGUGACAGCCUUGGAAGCAAGUGAGGAGAUGUUUGAAGGCGUUGCACUGGACUCUGCGGCCGAGGUUCCUGUCAGUCCUGAGUCAUCCAACGUUCCUCCCAUGAGUACCCGUCACACUAACGCGUCUCCCACACAACCGACGUCAUCCAAUAGUGCUGAGCAGAAAGGCUCAAUGGCCAACUCUUCUCCUACUAAAUCUUUAAGCUUUCCAUCCACUGAAAAACCAUUUUUAAGUUUGGUUAAGUCUCUUUCAUCUGACACCGAGUCUCGUGAUGGCGCCUCUUCUGCUUCUGCCCCAACACUAAGACACAGGAAACUCAUGAAGUCUUUUGUCAAGUCCUUAUCUUCAGACACCUCCCAGGACUCACCGUCGACCUCCACACCCUACCGCCUUCCAGAACCUCGACUUAACCUGCAACUCUUCAAGCAAUUCACACAGUCCCGAAUGCCGUCUGCUACCACGUCUUCAGCCAGUGACUCAAAAACUGCCCCUUCCUCUCCAUUAACCUCGACAGACAGCCGCAGCUUCUUCAAAGUUUCAGAUGUCGAGGCACGAAUUGAAGACACCAAGCGUCGUCUCUCUGAAGUCAUCGCUGAACCGCUCCAACUGCUGAGUAAGAUCAUGGAUGAAAAGAGCGGCAGCUUAGUUAGCGGAAGCAUCUACAGGCCAAAGGCCCUCUCUGUCAGUGCCACAGAACUCUCCAACAUUACUGAUGUCAAUGGUCAACUGGAGAGCAACAACAAUUACUGCAUCAAGGAGGAAGAAGGAGGCGACUGGGAUGAUGAGAGCCCAAACAGUGGGAUCUCUAGUCUACUUGAACCACUGCUUCCUUCCACUGUUGUGACCAAGAGCCCCAGCAAGCAGUCUUUAAUUUCCAUGUCUUUGGAAAAGUGCUCUAUGUCUGCUUUAGCCAAACAGGAGGAUGACGACUUCUGCAUCCUGUAUAGUGAAAACUUUGAAACUUGCACUGGCAUGGACAGUGAAGCAACUGAUGAUACUGGAACUGUAGGUCAAGCUAAAGUGCCACUGAGUGGCAGCAGUGAACCAUGCAGUGAAGAUGAGUCUGAAAGUAUUGUGUCGAUACCGAGUGUUCCACACUAUACUCUAAUCAUCCUUACUGUAAUGGUGUAUGGCUAUUUUGUAUUACCUCUGCCAAGUUAUAUUGGUGGAAUGCUGCUCGGGAUUGGACUUGGAUUUCUUUUAGCCAUUGGGGUUGUGUGGCUGACAGGACCAAAAGCUUCUGGUGGUUUUCCACGUUCCACACGCCAUCGGAAGCUGUGGAAUCAGACCAAGUUGGACAUCAAAGAACCAGAGAUUUAUAAGUGCUGGAUGAACGAGAUAUCAAACUAUGACCCAGAGACGUACCACGCCACACUGACGCACUCGGUGUACGUCCGACUGGAAGGCUCAAUCAUUCGUCUGUCAAAACCCAACCACAACAUUGCCCGCCGUGCCGUGCACAAUGAACCCAAACCUGAUGUGACCUACGUUAGUCAGAAGAUCUAUGACCUCACCAACUGCAAAGUUUAUCUAAUGCCUCAGAACUUGGCCAGGAAGCGCGUAUGGAACAAAAAAUACCCGAUCUGCAUUGAGCUCAGCAAACAGGAUGACUUCAUUUCAAAGGCUGAGGGUGACCGGUGUGAAGCUAAUGAAGGCACCAGUCUAAAGGACAGAGGAGAAGGCAGCGGUGCAGCACAUGACCGUGGAUCGCUGUCUUCUUCCAGUAGAGACCUGACCCUGUAUCUGUUUGGAAGGACUGGCAGGGAGAAGGAGGAGUGGUUCCAGCGCUUUCUUUUGGCUUCCAAACUCAAGGUGGACUUGAGGAAAACAUCAAGUUUGACAGGAAUCCGAUCUCCGAUCUCUCACAGUCGCAACAACAGCCGCAGCAGUCUGGAUGAGGCACUGCUAUCUCAGCCCAGGCCCAAGGACUCCUCCGUCCCCUCAGCAGCAGCAGCAACAACAGCAGCAGCAGCAGCAGCAGCAGCAGCAGGUGGUGCAAAAACCAAGCCGUUGUUGGACUACAGUGUCUACAUGGCCACUUUGCUGCCAGACCAGGCAACAGUCGCUCCGUCAACUGCCAGUCCCGUUCUCCAGAGUCCUCAGAGCAGCCCUGGAGCUGAUAAGAAGCUCCAGAGCACCACAUCAGCUCAGGUGCAGCCCCAGGGAGAGGAGGAGUCCGUCGCCUGGGUGAAUGCAGCUCUCGGUCGGGUGUUAUGGGACUUUCUGAGCGAGCCACACUGGGUUGAGUUGGUCUCCAAAAAGAUUCAGAUGAAGCUCAGUAAGAUACGGUUGCCUUACUUCAUGAACGAGUUAACCCUGACAGAACUGGACAUGGGCUCAGCUACUCCCAGAAUCCUUGCAGCAUCCAAGCCUUUUGUUGACUAUCGAGGUCUGUGGUUUGACCUGGAGAUUUCCUACAGCGGCUCCUUCCUGAUGACGCUGGAGACGAAGAUGAACCUGAUUCGUCUGGGCAAAGAGGGAGAAAACCUGCGUUUGGGGGAGUUUGGCAAAGACGGAUACAGGCCAAGGACAUACUGUCUGGCCGACAGUGAUGAAGAGUCGUCCAGCGCAGGCUCAUCAGAUGAGGAAGACUCCUCUGAACUGUCAAAUGACUCUGCCGGAGUGGAGGGUUUUGUUGGAGGCCACAAGCCGAGCAAGAUCAUGCGCUUCGUGGACAAGAUAACCAAGUCCAAAUACUUCCAGAAGGCCACAGAGACGGAGUUCAUCAAGAAGAAGAUGGAGGAAGUGUCCAACACGCCCCUGCUGCUGACCGUGGAGCUGCAGGAGCUGCAGGGAACGCUGGCUGUCAACAUUCCCCCUCCACCCACCGACAGGAUAUGGUAUGGCUUCAGGACGCCACCUCACCUGGAGCUGAAGGCUCGACCCAAACUGGGAGAAAGAGAAGUGACGUUUGCUCAGGUCACCGACUGGAUAGAGAAGAAACUGGACCAGGAAUUCCAGAAAGUCUUUGUCAUGCCAAACAUGGACGACUUGUGGCUGACCAUCAUGCAUCACGCCAUGGACCUACGCACAGCCAGUGGACCUUUAGUCGUCCCCACAGUGGAACCAGAGUCCACGCAGCCACAGGGGGACGGGUCUGGCUCUGGCUCCGGCUCUGGCUCCGGCUCCGGCUCUGGCUCCGGCUCCGGCUCUGGCUCUGGCUCCGGCUCCGGCUCCGGCUCUGGCUCCGGCUCCGGCUCCGGCUCUGGCCAGUCAUGAAGAUAGUUUACAGCAUUCCUGGAGCGUGGAAAUGUCAGACACUGUAAAAACCACCACGUUCCCAGAGUGAACGGUCGGUGCGUGUCUCACUUCUAUAGACGAGAGGUUGAAGGACCAAUGAUACACAAACUGAUGUUUGCUGCUCUGUUCACAAGUAUUUAUGGUACCAGACAAACAGGUGAUUUAGUCUCUGAAGGAUUUAUUAAACAUGACGUGUGAAGAGAGUCAUGUUGGGCUCAGAUAUUUGGGGGUGGUUUAAUGUAAUAAAAUAGAAUAUAUAUAUAUAUAUGAGGAUAUUUAACUUUAUAAUGUCUCAUGAUGAACACUGAUGUGGGAGCAUUCACCAGAUACCUUACAGCCUGUUUCUGCUCAGGCCUCAAAGUCAAAUAAAGCAACAGAAAUGCAGAGAUUUA
Messenger RNA from Solea senegalensis (Senegalese sole), 4809 nucleotides. RefSeq names its product testis-expressed protein 2-like. The record is from RefSeq and is a predicted model, not a curated record. Gene Ontology annotation, cellular component: endoplasmic reticulum. The coding region runs from base 968 to 4396 and encodes 1142 amino acids. The transcript has 13 exons. Lineage: Eukaryota; Metazoa; Chordata; Actinopteri; Pleuronectiformes; Soleidae. Gene Ontology annotation, molecular function: lipid binding.